Messenger RNA from Lactuca sativa (garden lettuce), 588 nucleotides. NCBI's taxonomy places the organism in Eukaryota, Viridiplantae, Streptophyta, Magnoliopsida, Asterales, Asteraceae. The record is from RefSeq and is a predicted model, not a curated record.
AUGUGUUUUAUGGGGUUUGUUCUAAAAUGGAUACAAUGGAUUAAAGCCUACUUGGUGUCUUCCCGUAGUUCAACUCUAGUCAGUGGAUGCCCUACAAAAGAGUUCUCACCUCAAUUAGGUCUUCAACAAGGUGACCCGCUAUCUCCAUUCCUUUUUAUUUCGAUUAUUGAAGGGUUAAAUGUGGCGUUAGAAGAAGUUGUUUCGCAUGGUCUCUUUCGUGGUGCAAUGGUUGAUGAUGGAGGUCUUGUGUUGUCCCAUCUUUUUUAUGCGGAUAACGCUUUAUUUCUGGGAGAGUGGGAUGAACAAAAUAUAGAAACUUUGGUGGCCGCUCUUAACUACUUUUAUUUGGUUUCGAGUCUUAAAUUAAAUCUUCACAAAUCGAACUUGUAUGGGAUUGAUCUUCCUUUUCAGCGUGUGGAGGAAAUGGCUGGUAUUAUAGGGUGUGAUCUUGCUUGUAUCCCUUUCUCUUAUCUUGGGUUACCGGUUGAGGCUAAUAUGAACCAUGUCGUCAAUUGGAAUCCGAUAAUUCAAAGGCUUCAAAAAAGAUUGGCUAAUCGGAAGAUGAAUUUGCUUUCGGUGGGAGGAUGA